Molecule: messenger RNA, 1914 nt
Organism: Iphiclides podalirius (scarce swallowtail)
Lineage: Eukaryota; Metazoa; Arthropoda; Insecta; Lepidoptera; Papilionidae
Source: the annotation of a GenBank genome assembly
AUGGAACCUUACGCCGAUGAAUUGUUUUGGUUGGUUAUUUGUGGGUUUGUGGUGGCGUUUAUAUUAGCUUUCGGUAUUGGCGCAAACGAUGUUGCCAACUCCUUUGGCACCAGCGUCGGCUCCAAAGUUCUAACACUCACUCAAGCUUGUAUACUUGCUACUAUAUUCGAGAUCGCCGGUGCUGUAUUAAUUGGGUACAAGGUGUCAGAUACAAUGCGCAAGGGCAUCCUGGAUGUUUCACUGUACGCUGAUGGCGGGGAGCGACUUCUAGCGGCGGGUUGCUUGGCAGCGCUCAUUGCGGGUGCUGCGUGGCUCAUCCUUGCAACGGCCCUUCGUCUGCCCGUCUCGGGGACCCACUCUGUCGUAGGCGCAACAGUGGGAUUCACUCUGACUGCCAAAGGUCCCGUUGGCAUUCGCUGGUCUACUCUCGGAGCCAUUGUGCUGUCAUGGUUCAUUUCACCGGCUUUAAGUGGUGCAGUAUCCGCCUUGCUGUUUUGGCUUGUGAGACGAUUCAUUCUGCGCGCGCCCGAUCCCCUCGUGUCUGGGCUCCGCGCCCUGCCCUUCUUCUACGGUGCAACUGUCGCCGUCAAUGUGAUAAGUGUCGUGCAUGAUGGCCCUAAACUACUUUCCAUGGACAAGAUACCGAUGUGGAUAGCUUUGGCGGGCUCCAUAGCACUCGGUGUUCUCGUGGCCGGUCUCGUACGCCUAUUUCUGGUGCCGUAUUAUCGCCGAUGUCUGAGCCCAGCCGUCAACUUCACACUAGGACAAUCGAACGAAACUACACCAGCAAAUACUCCAACUCAUUUUAACAAAACCAGUAUGCCGCAGCGUCCAACGUCUCUAUUAUCGGACGACGGGAAACUUCUCGAAGCGAUAGCGGAGAGUGCUGAAAUGGUGACAUUGAGCGACGCUGACAAAUGUUCCAUGGGUGUGAGGGAGAUGAACGCGAGGAACCGGGCGCUGCUUGCCACUAUGGACGAUUGCAGCAUCCUCUCGAGAAGCUUGAGCCCUCCCAACAAAUCUCGGCUUCAGUUGAUUGACGCCGAUCCGCAGAUCAAUACGUUGAAGUACAUCGACGAAACGAUAAGUUGCUGUAAGAGUUUGGAUUCCUCCCAGCUGGCCGGUAUGGGCGAGAGCUACGGUUCUGGCUCAAGGAAUGGAUUCCUUGGCGACUCUUGUGAUACGAUAGCCCGUGGAGAGUUCAAUAGGUUAGCUGCUACGAAGGGUCUGCCACCUGCUGCCGAAUUUGAUACGCCACCACCUCGUCUCGAUAAGGGCCCCGACGGUGGGAGCGCUUGGAGCGUCGAGUGCGACGGACGGGCGGCGCGGCUGCCCGCGCUGACGCCCAACUCGAGCGCGGCGCCGCUGAUACGGGCGGCUAGCCCGCGCCGCGCGCCGCCACCGCCCCCCCCGGACACGCUGCGCCUGUUCUCGUUCCUGCAGGUGCUCACGGCCACCUUCGGCGCGUUCGCUCACGGCGGCAACGAUGUCAGCAACGCCAUAGGGCCGCUGGUGGCUCUGUGGCUGCUGUAUUCGGAGGGGGGUGCGCACGCGCGCGCCGAGACUCCGUUGGCCAUCCUCGUCUUCGGAGGCGUCGGCAUCGCCCUCGGCCUGUGGCUGUGGGGCCGCCGCGUCAUACAGACGGUGGGGGAGGACCUCACCAGCAUCACGGCCGACACCGGAUUCACCAUAGAACUGGGCGCUGCGUUGACAGUGCUGGUGGCGAGCAAAGCGGGUCUGCCCGUCUCAACGACACAUUGCAAAGUCGGAUCUGUUGUUUGCGUCGGAUAUUUCUCGGAGAAAGCAGUGGAUUGGAGUUUGUUUAGAAACAUCAUAUUUGCGUGGGUUGUAACUGUGCCAGCGGUCGCGGCAAUGGCGGCGCUUUCGAUGCUUGCUUUAGAAGCCUUCGUUGUU